Messenger RNA from Kuraishia capsulata CBS 1993, 933 nucleotides. RefSeq lists its product as uncharacterized. The coding region runs from base 1 to 933 and encodes 310 amino acids. The transcript has a single exon. Gene Ontology annotation, biological process: box C/D snoRNP assembly; maturation of LSU-rRNA from tricistronic rRNA transcript (SSU-rRNA, 5.8S rRNA, LSU-rRNA); snoRNA localization. Lineage: Eukaryota; Fungi; Ascomycota; Pichiomycetes; Pichiales; Pichiaceae. Gene Ontology annotation, cellular component: pre-snoRNP complex; nucleus. The record is from RefSeq and is a predicted model, not a curated record.
AUGUCAGAAGAGGAGGCAAAAUGCUGCAUUUGUCAUUUAGAGAAGGUAAAGUACAAAUGUCCUGCUUGCUUGAGAAAGACUUGCAGUGCCAAAUGUGUGGGAAGGCAUAAACUCCAGUUCGAGUGCUCUGGGAAAGCUGAUCCAACCAAGUACCAACCAAAGCCUGAGAUAAGACCAGAGACAAUCCAGCGAGACUACAAUUUUCUGUUAGAUGUUGGAAGACGGAUAGAUCUUUCGAAGCGCGAUGCUCAUACUGGAGCUAGGGCAAUGUUCAUAGGAGACCACAAUAGGCGACGCCAAUUCGGGCAGCGGAAUGAUGUUGAAGGAGUGGUGGUCACUCGAGGAGUUAAUGUGCGAAGGUCACCAAUUGGUAUGUCCAGAAGUAAGACCAACAAGAGCGGCUUUGAUAAACGGAAGAACGUGUUUGCAUGGACUGUCCAAUGGCUGCUGGUGGACGAAGAGCUAAAUGUCACGGCAAAGGCAAUCACCCACAGAUUGAACGAAACGGCAUUUCUCGGCGAUUCGGUACCAUUGAAACCUUUAGGUUUGUUGGGAGUUAGCGAUAAGGGUGAGAAUACAAAUGGAGAAGCUGAGGAAAGAAAACAGUUGCAUUUUUACUUUAAAGACCAAAAACAUCCCAAGAAUGUCACUUUCACCAAGUUGGACGGCAGCUGCACCUUGAUGGAGGUAUUGAAGGGCAAAACAGUUAUUGAUUUUCCUGAUUUCUAUGUGACUGAAUCUGAUACGGUUUCAUUCAAUGUUCGUGAAGAAAACGCGACCGAUAAUGACUCGAGUGAGGAUUCAGAUUCAUCAUCAGACAGCUCUUCAAGCUCAGAUACGGACUCCAGUUCCGAUGAAGAGGACAUAUCGGAAGAAGACACAGACGUUCCCGAAGAAUCCUCUUCAAAGCAUAUACCGGUACCGGAAGAUUAG